AUGGAUUCCGCCGCAAGGAAUGGUCAUCUAUCGGUAGUCAAAUGGCUUCAUGAAAAUCUCCCGGAAGGCUGUACGACUGCAGCCAUGGAUGAAGCUGCUGGAAAUGGUCAUUUUGCAGUGGUGGAAUGGCUACACCAAAACCGGGAGGAGGGAUGCACCACUGGGGCAAUGGAUAAAGCUAGCGCUAAAGGUUACCUGGACGUAGUGAAGUUUCUCCACGUCAACCGCCGUGAAGGCUGCACCACUUCCGCGAUGGACAUGGCCACUUGGGGUGGGUAUGUGGAUGUUGUUCAGUGGCUAAAGGAAAAUCGGACCGAAGGUUGGUCAGAGGAUUUUCUGAUGGACACGGCAGCUCGAAAUGGCUACAUGGAGAUAGUAAAAUGGCUACACGAGAACAGAGAGGAAGGCUGCAGCACGGAGGCCAUGGAUAAAGCAGCCUCAGAAAACCACUUGGAGGUGCUCAAGUGGCUGCACAGUAACCGCAAAGAGGGCUGUACUGCGUCUGCAAUCGACUACGCUGCUGCCAAUGGGAACCUGGAGAUUGCAAAAUGGCUGCACGAAAACUGCCAUAAAGGAUGCACCGUCGAAGCCUUCACGCUCGCUGCCAAGAACGACAAGGCG
This is a messenger RNA of Phytophthora sojae, 621 nucleotides long. RefSeq lists its product as hypothetical. The transcript is spliced from 2 exons. Lineage: Eukaryota; Oomycota; Peronosporomycetes; Peronosporales; Peronosporaceae. The record is from RefSeq and is a predicted model, not a curated record. The annotation marks the transcript as partial. Gene Ontology annotation, molecular function: protein binding.